Arabidopsis lyrata subsp. lyrata is the source of this 1303-nucleotide messenger RNA. RefSeq names its product F-box protein 7. Lineage: Eukaryota; Viridiplantae; Streptophyta; Magnoliopsida; Brassicales; Brassicaceae. The transcript has 10 exons. Gene Ontology annotation, molecular function: protein binding. Bases 132 to 1118 code for a protein of 328 amino acids. Gene Ontology annotation, cellular component: SCF ubiquitin ligase complex. The record is from RefSeq and is a predicted model, not a curated record. Gene Ontology annotation, biological process: SCF-dependent proteasomal ubiquitin-dependent protein catabolic process.
AAUAAAAUAAAAAAAAGACAGAGAAAGAGUCUCUGUUUCUAUCUUCUUCUUCUUCUUUCUUUUCCCGGUAACAGGGAGCUCGCACGGGCGGCUACGAAAUCGCUGGAUUUUCAAAUCGUCUAUCAGCUUCCAUGACUUCAGAUGCUCUCACUAUACCGUCUGAGCUUGAAUCUGCGUUGCGGCUCAGGACUGUACAAUACUUUAUUACAAAAAGGCCUUGGCUUGAUCUUUAUGGAGUCCAUGUGAGGCCUGUGCCACCAUUCGGAAGUACAAGCCGUAAACCCCAUUAUGAUCCAGCUUUGAUUCAUCGUUGCUUGCCUGAUGAGCUGCUUUUUGAGGUGUUUGCUCGGAUGAUGCCUUAUGACUUAGGUAGAGCAGCUUGUGUAUGCAGAAAGUGGAGGUACACGGUUCGGAACCCUGUGUUCUGGCGUAAUGCGUGUUUGAAAGCUUGGCAGACUGCUGGGGUUAUCGAAAACUAUAAGAUCUUGCAGUCUAAAUAUGAUGGAUCAUGGAGGAAAAUGUGGCUUCUUAGAUCCAGAGUUCGUACUGAUGGUCUUUAUGUGAGUAGGAAUACAUACAUUCGAGCUGGAAUUACUGAGUGGAAGAUUACAAAUCCAGUUCACAUUGUUUGUUACUUCCGCUACAUAAGGUUCUACCCUUCUGGCAGAUUUCUUUACAAGAACUCUUCGCAGAAAUUGAAGGAUGUUGCCAAGUACAUGAACUUUAAGGCUUCUAAAUCUGACAGUCUUUACAGAGGCACCUAUACAUUGUCAAUGUCGGAUGAUAAGAUCGAAGCCGCUGUUCUAUACCCAGGGACGCGCCCUACUGUCCUAAGGAUCCGUUUAAGGUUAAGAGGAACAGCGAUUGGAGCGAAUAACCGGAUGGAUUUGCUGUCACUAGUGACAAGUGGUGUGAACGAUGAGGAAAUAAGCAGCACAGAAGAAGACAUUCUUGGGGUAGUUGAAGGUUGGGAAGACGAUGAAACUCACAACCCGGAUAUACCUGCCGUCUCACACAAGAGGGGUAUGACUCCAUUCGUCUUCGUUCCUUUCGAAGAGGUUGAACAAUCGGUUCUGAACUUACCACCGGAGAAAAUGGAUUACUAUGUCACUGGCUAAAAGAGACACAGCGACGUAUCUGUACAAAAAUGUAUCAUAGAAUAAUGGUUUCACGUUUUAUUUAUUAUCAAGACAAACAUUAGUGUUUGUUUGUUGCUGUCGAAUUGUGAAAAAACAUUACAUUUUGUUUGUUUACAGAGACAUGAAACAAGCAUUAAUAAUGUAAGAUAAUGUUUUUAAAGUUU